This is a messenger RNA of Cetraspora pellucida, 636 nucleotides long. NCBI's taxonomy places the organism in Eukaryota, Fungi, Glomeromycota, Glomeromycetes, Diversisporales, Gigasporaceae. The record is from the annotation of a GenBank genome assembly.
AUUGGAAAUGGGAUAAAUACUUCUAAACUACAUAUGAUUCCACUUCCUGAGCACAUGAAAGUUGGUCCUGACAUACGAUCUCUUAUUGAUGUAAUUUAUCCCAAUAUACAACUAGGAAUACUCAACGAUGAAUACCUAAAAGAUAGAAUGAUUUUAUCUGCUCGCAAUGACGAUGUUCAUAAUAUUAAUUGUGCUGUUCUUGACAUGUUUCCUGGAGAAAAAUGUACAUAUUUAAACACUGAUAGUGCUAUUAUAGAAGAUGGGGCUGACAACAACAAUGUAUAUCCCAUUGAGUAUUUAAACACUCUUAACCCAUCUGGAAUGCCACCUUCUAAACUUGCCCUUAAAAUCGGAUGUCCUAUUAUCCUUCUUCGCAACCUUGCUCCUUAUCAGGGUCUUUGCAAUAGCUCCCGCUUAGUUGUAAGUCGUCUUACAGAUCAUGUCAUUGAAGCACGUAUCCUUAGUGGAAACUAUGCUGGAAAAUUAGUUUUUAUUCCUUGCAUUACUUUAACACCUUCAACAGCAAACCUACCAUUUGUUUUUAAACGAAGACAGUUUUCAAUUUGCAUUGCAUUUGCUAUUACUAUAAAUAAGUCUCAGGGCCAAUCACUAAAGCAUGUUGGCCUGGAUCUUUGA